Chenopodium quinoa (quinoa) is the source of this 1930-nucleotide messenger RNA. Its product is annotated as gibberellin 20-oxidase-like protein. The transcript has 2 exons. Gene Ontology annotation, molecular function: dioxygenase activity. NCBI's taxonomy places the organism in Eukaryota, Viridiplantae, Streptophyta, Magnoliopsida, Caryophyllales, Amaranthaceae. The record is from RefSeq and is a predicted model, not a curated record. Bases 529 to 1488 code for a protein of 319 amino acids.
UGAUGAAGCCAAAAAAACAUUAUUUAUAAACCUCUUGAUAUAAUAUUGCUCUAUCCUCUUCACCAUGAACCUUAUUCUAUUUCUUACAUAAUUACUUAUAACCUUCCCAAUAAGACAAAGCUGAUUCAGGCAUUGCUUUUCAAUUGCUUAACUAGCAAGUUGCAAAAAACUUUUUAAUUACUUAAACCGUUUGGAUGGAAAACUUUUCUUUAUGUAGUCAAACAUUCAAUACACCCAAAUGCCUAGAUGAAAGUAAGUGAGAAGACUUUUUAUUCAAGUUGCUGCAUAUUAUGAUAUAAUGACCCAGUCCUAAUAGUCAUUUUCUACUCGUAAUACGGCACUGCAUAUAUAGAAUUCUAACCAUCAAGAAACUCAUAUGUGCGUAGGAAAUAAUCACUGCUGCUGAUCCUAAAAAGGUUAUAUAUAGGACAUAGACAUUCUCUCUGCCUUGUAAUCUAACCUUCCAACUGUAUCUUAGUGUACAGGAUUAGUUGGCAGCCAAACCUUUUUGUCUUUUUCUAGAAUAGAAUGUCUCAAUCUUUAAGCUCUCUAAAGCUUUCAAUCUUGGACCUCUCAAAGGAACCAAAUCCAUCUUCUUUGUCCGCUCUUUUGGAAGCCUGCAAAGAAUGGGGCUUCUUUCAUAUCAUUAAUCAUGGAAUAUCUGAAGAACUUUACAGCAAGUUAUCCUCAUUUUCGAGACAAAUUUACUGCCUUCCCUCUGAGACAAAACUCAAGCUUGGUCCUUCAUCGUCUGUUAAGAGUUAUACUCCUCAAUUUAUAGCCUCUCCUUUCUAUGAGGGUCUUCGAGUUUUAGGGCCAGAUUUCUUUUCCUCUGCUGAAUGUUCUGGGAAAGUUCUUUUUGGCCAGAAGAGUAAUGAAUUCAGUGAGGUGGUGCAAGAGUAUGGGUUCAAAAUGACAGAACUAUCCAGGAGGAUUCUAGAGGCCAUAUUGAUGAGCUUGGGAGAAGGUUUUGAGAAAAAAUUCUGUGAAACUGAAUUCGGGAAAUGUUAUGGCUAUCUAAGGAUUAUAAACUACAGUCCCCCAGGACCAUCUCAUGAAGAAGUAGAAGGGCUUGGUAAGCACACAGACAUGUGCUGUAUGACAAUCCUGUAUCCUGACGAUGUAAGCAGUCUUCAGGUAAGAUCAAAGGAGGGAAAGUGGAUGGAUGUUGAACCUUGCAAGGGUAGUCUUGUGGUGAACUUAGGUGAUAUGAUGGAAGCUUGGAGCAAUGGAAGUCUAAGGUCAUCUGAACAUCGAGUCAUGUUAAGGAAACCUAGAAAUCGUUUGUCCUUGGCCUUCUUUUGGACUUUUGAAGAUGAGAAGCUGAUCUUUGCACCUGAGGAGGUUGUAGGAGAAGGUAAUAAAAGGAUUUUCAAGCCAUUUGUUUGCUCGGACUAUAUCCGUUUUAGAGAGUUUGAUGAUAAAGAGAGGUAUGAAAAAGUGGGGAAUACAGUUAGAGAUUUCGCUGGGACAGGAGUUGGGAUGUAAAUAAUCAUGAAUACUCCAGAGACCAUUCUUUAUAGUAAGAUCAGAAAGAAAAUAUUGCCUCCAAUGUACUAUUGUUAAUUGUAUUAUGACUGUUAAUUGGUUCCGGUUAUUUAAUAUAGUGUGAUCCUAACUGCGGUUCAUGAUUGCUUGCUAAUAAUUAUCCAACUGUUUUUUUUUUUUUCUGUUAUUCAAGAGAAAGACAGAUCACAACUAUGUAAGGUUUAGUUUAUAGGCGACUUGGAGGCUUUGACUUUGUUGCUUGUUGUUGUGGGAAUACUUAUGUGUUGUUGCUCCUUCCAUUAUGAAUUAUACAAGUAAUGUUUGGUUUUUGUGCCCAAUAUUUUUGUACAAAUGUUAGUUAUUAAUUAUGGUCUUACAUGUAUGCUUACAUCAACAUCUAGCACUUCAGCCGUGGCUGCAAGUCACACAGAAAGGACAUGAA